GCAAAGGUUGAGACAAGGUAGUUCGUUGCGUUUGAGCUCAUGCGAGGUGGCUUUUCAUCCAUCUGCUGAUUAUCUCCCACUUACGGCACUUGAAGGACAAAACUUGACAGAAAGGAGGUUUUUCGUGGUUUCCCGUAUCUUCAAGACUUCGAAGCCAUUGCAGUCGUUUGAGUUCCAAAACCGGGAAAUGGACGCCAGGUCACCAUCAACGCCAGCGCCGACUGUUAAUCGCGCAAACCAGGAUGGAGGCAAAUCACGGCGAAAGAAGAGCCAUGCAUAUGCUCGAAGUCCAACUCCAGGCAUUCGCAGCCCUUCGAGUGGUGUCUUGCCCGAUAGAGCCCAUCGGGCCUCCAGUGGAACCCAGAUGGCUCCCACAGCGGAAACCAAUAGGACAAUUCGUGAGCCUCGGAGUCCAACUCCAGGCAAUCGUAGCCCUUCGAGUGGGGCCUUGCCUGAUAGGGCCCAUCGGGCGUCCAGUGGAACCCAGAAGGCUCCCACAGCGGAAACCGGUAGGAAAAUUCGUAAGCCUCGAAGUCAAACGCCAGGUAAUCGUAAGCGUUCAAGCGGUGUCUUGCCCGUCAAGGCUUAUCGGUCGACAAGCGGCGCUCGAGCGGCACCCCCAGUGACGACAGUUAGGACCGUUCGUGACAAGAGGAUGCCAAAGCGAGCGACGGAUGAUGCCACACCCACUGCAGGCCUGUCACCAUCAACUACCGGAGGCAGUACUCAUGCACGGGAAAAGGACCUGCAGUCACAACCUACACCAUAUUCAUCGACAGUACAAGCCGUGGAUGGAGACGCUUUGAAACCGCUGGACGGCCAUAGUGAUUUCAGGAAGAAAGACUCCUACGCGGGGAAAGGCAUACCUGCGCCGAAAGAAGAGACAGACUCGACGCCGUAUGACAGAACUCUUGGGCCAUCUGUGCAACAGACUACGAGUGCAACUUUAAGCCUCGUGCGGCCAUCGGAAUCCACCGGCAUUGUGGAUAAUGCGGCCUCUGCUACCAAGGGGGCGGAUGAUAAACAGGAAGGAAGCACCGUGUGUAGAAGUCGAGGCUUCUUCGCUGAUGGACCUAGCACAGAUCUGAAGUCGGGCCUCGAGCCAGAGCUGACGCCAUUUCAGCCGAACAAACGACGAUCACUUUCAUUCCUGGAAGUCAAGCACAGUGACGCAAUACGUGUCCCGCUGACCACGACGGUCAGGCCUACGCUUGACGGUCCCACGAUUCAGCAAGCAAGAGUAUCACAACAAGCGGCCGCUCCUGCUGCCACAGAGAAGCCCCGCCGUGGUACUCAACAGGCUCAGGCGAGCUACUACUUGUCGAUGAAAGACUUGGCGGCAUCCCAUCAGUCAGACUCACAGGCACGACGGUUCACUGUUCCGCACGUGCCCUACGGACCUGUGAGAUUCCACUGGACUAUGGCGCUGCCCGUGGCCACCGUGCUUCUGAUCGCUGCUCUGUUCUUUCUUUCGCCGCUUUGGGGACGACGAGCUUCAGUUGGGCGCAUUCGUGGCACGUGCACCACAGACGAAUGCAACCGCGUCGCGGACAUGCUGGCGAAGUCACUGAACCGCACAGAAGACCCGUGCGUCGACUUCGACUCGUUCGUCUGCUCCAGAUGGAAGCCGAGGAGCGAGUUCAUCUCCAACUUCGAGAUCGAAAUGAAUCGGAUACACAUGCGGCGCGUGGCCGACCUCCUGCUCAACGGGAAGCCCCACUUCAGUGCGUCGGCCAAGUCCACGAGAUUCAUUCGCAAAUGUACGGGGCAAACUGAAAACCAGGAAAAAUUGAAGGCGUUGACCGACUUUGCGGACCGCCUCGGUAUCCCGUGGCCAUACAACAAGACGGCCGGUGAUUCAAUCAACGUCAAUCCACUUCUCGUCGUCUUCGAGCUCAGUGUUAGGUGGGGUAUCUACAUCUGGUUCGACGCCAUCUUCCGCGCACUCGGCACGGGAAGGAAAGCCCAGCGUGCCUUCCACAUUCAGGUAACCGACAAACCUUCGGCUUGGCUCAAUUUCGUGCGCACGUUGGAAAGAAAUAACGCCCGCGAGAGGUACUACCAGGACUUCUGCCGCCUCUACCAUGUAGAGUGCCAGAGUGGCACCGAACUUCAGCGGCUGUUCAAUGUAGAAAGCGCCGUGCUGUUGAUUCUGGACAACGCCAUAGAUCGGGGACGGAAUCGUAUUGCCAAAAUGAAGACUAAAAAGCUGGCGGACCUCACACUCAACGUGACUCUUGAAGAAUGGACGGCUUUGGUCAAAGUUCACGCGCCUGAAUUCCAUGACCCGCGCCAGUUCCCCUUCUACUUCUCCAACGCAAUGCUGCCGGUUGCCAUAAACGACAUCUUCUACACACACAGGCGCGCAGACAUUAUGGAGCACUUGGCGUGGCGGUUUGUUCAGCAGCAUACUGUCCUUGGCUCGCCGAGAGGUCUCCUCAUUUUUGCCGGAAACUCAGAGAGCGCAGCAAAGCUCAUGUCUAUUCACUGCUACAACAUGGCUUCAGAAAAGCUGGGCAUCCUCCUGGCGGCGGAAAGCGCGGUCAGCCUGUUCACGGCCGCCGAAAGGCAACGCGCGACAAGUCUUCUCAAGAAUCUCACCGACUUGGCUAUCAACACGGUGAACCUGCUACCUUGGAGCGAAAACGGCAGGCGCUACGUGGCUUCCAAGAUGGCUCGUCUUGAUGUUGUGAUGUUUCCCGAAAACUUGGAAAACUUAGAUGAAGACCUGUCUUAUAUGUACAGUGGGUUCCUGGAUAUGAAACAACACUCGAAUGAUUCUCUGUUGGACUACUGGCUCGACGCCACAGAAGCAUUGCAGAAUCUCAACGACACCAGCUACGAAUUUAUGCAGUUCAGGUGGCGUACCUACCUGCAGGAGUUGAUUGACUACGAAUACUGGUCAAACCAGCUGCGGGUGUCCCAGGCCGCGCUGGAGGCUCCACUGUUCAGCGCAAGCAGCGCGGCUGUACUUCGAGCUGCGACCUUCGGAGGCUUUGGAGCCUUGUACUUGUCACGCAUUUUCGGAAUUAUGAACCCCUCAAUGAUCAAGGCGGACCAAAGAGCUGACAUGGCGCGGCAGGUCGGCCUCGACAUUAUGGAAAUGACCCUAGGGUCACUGGAGUGCAGCUCCGACUUCGACGGCGUCCUAAGUGACAGCGUAGCCUUAGUGACCGCAUGGCAUGCGUUGAAGCAUUCCGCGCCUCCAGCUGCCAAAGACAUAAAUCGCCUGUUGAGCAUUGGAAACAGCUCCUUCACCGGCGAGCAGGUCUUCUUCCUCGCCUUCUGUCUCAGCCUCUGUGACGUGGACAUUCCGCAUCGCUGCAACGUGCGCUUGAAUAACUUCGCUCCCUUCAGCGAGGCGUUCUCUUGCCCAUUGGGAGCCCCAAUGCACGUACCUGAUCGUUGCGGCCUAAUUACCGGCUUGCACGAUAACCUGAAGAACCGAAGCCUGGCAGAAUCUCACCAGUAGGGUGACGGGGCAAUUCCACCGGCUUACGCUGCGCUUAAAGUU
Molecule: messenger RNA, 3514 nt
Organism: Dermacentor albipictus
Lineage: Eukaryota; Metazoa; Arthropoda; Arachnida; Ixodida; Ixodidae
Product: neprilysin-1-like
Biological process (GO): protein processing
Cellular component (GO): plasma membrane
Molecular function (GO): metalloendopeptidase activity
Source: RefSeq, a predicted model, not a curated record